This is a messenger RNA of Ornithorhynchus anatinus (platypus), 4043 nucleotides long. RefSeq names its product TNF receptor superfamily member 8 (gene TNFRSF8). The transcript is spliced from 11 exons. Gene Ontology annotation, molecular function: protein binding. NCBI's taxonomy places the organism in Eukaryota, Metazoa, Chordata, Mammalia, Monotremata, Ornithorhynchidae. The record is from RefSeq and is a predicted model, not a curated record. The coding region runs from base 42 to 1448 and encodes 468 amino acids.
CCCAUCGAGGCCGCACCCCUGCCCAUCCACGCUGCGCCCCGAUGGCUGCCCACUGGCUCUCCCUGGGGCUGCUGAUCCUGGGUGCGGUGGUCGCUGUCCCGCAGGGAAGAUCCAACCGAGCAGCCUGUCCAGAUAACUCCACUCACUACUACAAUGCAACUUCUCAGAGCUGCUGCUUCCGCUGCCCCGAGAAUGAGGAGAAGCUCAGAGAUUGUCCUCAAGAUCCCAAGAAGGAUUGCGGAAAAACCUGUCAGAAAGACUAUUAUCUGAUCCAGAAAGCCCAGAAGUAUUACUGUGAAGCCUGUGUCAGCUGCUCACGAGAUGACCUCGUGGAGAAGGCACCUUGUUCCGGGAGAUCUCAUCGGAUCUGCCAGUGCAAAGACGGGAUGUACUGCACCACCUCUGCCAUCAACACCUGCGCCCGCUGCACGAAGCACUCCGUCUGUGACCCCGGGACCAGAGUCAAACACCAAGGUACCCCGGAAAGGGACACCGAGUGCGAGCCGAAUCCAGUGGGGACAGACUCGGAUGUCAUUUCCAGAGAGGGGGACUGCGGAUCUCACACCAACUGCACCAAGUUGAGCAAGCUGAUGAACAAGAGAGGAAAUGCCUCGCACGACCAAACCACCCUGGAGAGCAGCCCGGCCUCACCCACUCUACGCAGCUUGUUGGGAUCCACCGUUACCACGCUGCAACAGACCAUCACCGGCCCCACCGCUCAACCAGCAGCGCCAAGCCCCAGCCCCCGAGCUAGUGACCUCGUGCUGGUUGCCGUCGUUGACACUACAGGGCAGACGACAGGUAUCGUCCCCCAGGACAGCAUCAGCCACGGGACACUUUUUGUAGAGAUCGCAGCAGUCGUGGCAGCCUCUGGCCUGGUCCUGCUUCUGAUUUUCCAGCGCAAGUCGUGUCGAAAGCGGAUCCUGAAGAAGCUUCACCUGUGCACCGGUCAAGUGUACAGACCCAACCAGACAACCUUGGAUCCUGAUUUUGGGAAGAAUUAUUUACUGAACAGCAGUUCACUAGCAGCCAAAGGAGAAUCAGAAGAGACCGAGAUCCUGAGCGGACUCCCGGCCCUGGAGACCAACAACAAUGAAACCCCUGGUUUAGGCAAGAGGCCCAGCCUGAGCUUGGCCGAGGUCCACGGCUCUGGGGAGAAGGAGACGACAGAGCCCCUCGUGAGGGGACACACCAAUAAUCGGAUCGAGAAGAUCUACAUCAUGAAAGCCGAGACUGUGAUCGUGGGAUCCAUCAAGGGCUCAGUCAACGAGGCCCCCAAGGGCAAAGGCCCGGUGGAGCCCGGCUGUGAGAGUGAAGCCCUGGAGACGGACCAGACUCCACACUUCCCAGAGCAGGAGACUGAAAUGUCCCCGGAGAGUCACGUCACGUUCUCUGUGGAGGAGGAGGGGAAGGAGUUCCACCAUCCCACGGCGGUCUCUGGGAAAUGAGAUGGGGGGCCCCGGCGGGGGCCCUGCCAAGAAACAAGUUGAGCUGUUUACAAGCUGGAUGUACCCUUUGGUGCGUUCGGUGGUGUUCUUCUCCUUGGUCAAGCCCGGGCAGCCUGGGGAGUGAGGAUUACAAGGUGUGGCGUGGAGGCCUGGUAUAGCCUCUACAGUUCAUGGGAGAAUCAGCCAUAAAACUAGAAGGAACUAGGAGAGGUCAUCUGGACCAGCCCCUUUCCUCUAAGCAGGUGAAAGACUAAAUCGUACAGCACGGGCGAAUCUGUUCUUUUCUUGAAGGCCUUUUGAGAGGGAGAUUCCACAGCCACCCUCAGUAACCCAAUCUGCAUUUUUAUCCCCGUCAAUAUUCCGGCAUCUUUUCCUCGUGUCUCUCUAGUGGAUUGAAAAACUGAACUUUUAUUGCUGAAUCACAGUAUCGUGAAACAUUAAUGAUAACCCAGCUCUUGACCACUCCCCACUAUCCAGCAAACAGAAUACUUGAAUUGUCUCUAAACUUCAAAUUGUCAGAGAAGAUUGACCGGGCGGCCUGGAGAUGGCCUUGGACACAUCUUCUUCAUCCGCUACAGGUCCUGGACUGGAGCUGAGCAAAGAGGAGCCCUUGCUCCACCCUGGUGGAAGGAAGUGGAUCCAUUCUCCUUUUCAAGCCUGGAUGGGUCUGAAAAGGAAAAAGACAAGACUGACACCUCGUGCGUCGUCACUCCUCCAGCCACGGCCAAGGCCACGUUGGCACGCGAUAAGCCCUGUCUUACUGGCACCGUUACCACCAGACUGGGCAACCCACUUGCUUUCAGCAGCUGAAAUAGAGCCAUCUGACUGUGGUUGCCUUAUCUGAGUCACCAAGGACUUCUCAGUCAGUGAUUCAUAUUCCCACUGUUGCCCUUACCUCAUGCAUUAUAAGAGUCUAAACAGUGUCACCUGGGUCACCCAACCCAGUGGUACAAGCAACCCAGUAUUCUUCCUCCUACAGUGUCAGUCAAUCAGUGGUAUUUACUGAGCACCUACUGAAUGCAGAGCGCAUUGAAUUGAAAAAUUGAAUGAUGGACAACCAACUUCUUUCCUAAUGGGUGCCUCAGAAUCUUGAGGCUUUCCUAAGCCUCAGGAGAGCCCCAGAGUCACACCUGACCCUGGGUGACAGAUGAAGAAUCAGGAGGCACAAAGAGUUUGAGCGGAUUGGCUCUGGUCACCCAGAUUGACUGGGCAGCACCAGGUGAUGAUGGAUGGUCCUUGCUACGCCAGCUAAUAUGAUACCCCAGGGCUCUAACAUUGGAUGAACUUUGCCCAAUUCUGCAGUUUUACCCCACUGUUGCUACUCCUUCAACCAAUGACCUUGGCUCCACGUUCAUAUGGAAUUUUCCAGCCUCAGUGGUAAUGCUGAUCGGAAGAGAGAUGGGCAGCGUGAAAAUCCAGGAUCUGGACAUCCUGGACCCUCUAACCAUUUUUUUCCUGUAGUGCCGAAGGAACCACUGUUGCCCUUGGACAACUCUAGACCAAAGGGUUCAAACACCCUCUGCCUCGCUGAAGGAGACUCACUUCAUCCCUGCAAGCAUCCCCAGGCCCGGGGGGAGCAAGAGAGGAUGACUCUGUGAAGGGCAGCAGUAAGCCUCAGGAGUUCUGCUGAUUGGCAUCUGAGCAUUUCUUCCUAGGGUUCAGAUUACUUUUCUGGAAAAGGAAGAAGGGCUUUCCACGAGGAACUGUUGAGCUUACACGUUGGCUUGGUGAUGGGGCUGGUUGUUUGGGUCAGGAAGCUUGGAUGAAUUGGAGUCUUUGUGAGAAUUCUGGAGCAGUUUGGCCUAAUUGCUGAGCCAAAUCCCAAACUGUCUGUUUCUAAAAUAUUUUGACAAGACAGUCAGCAGUAAAUAUAAGUUUCAUUGAGUGUCCUGGGAACAGAAGACUACUCUCCUGGGUAUUUUUCCCAACCUUCCACUGACUUUACUUUCAGAACUUUCUAACUGAAGUUAUAAUUAUGAGUUAACAAAUGAAGUGGUUGCCCCUAUAGGGAUGCACAUUUUACAGGCACAAUGCUCUUUUUCCUGUUGUUUUCCUGAAUGGAAACCUCCCAAGGGGCAGAUUCUUGCCCCAAAAACCUUCGAGGAAAAUUGUGCUUAGAUACUCACUCAUUCCUAGCAGUGAACAUAGAACCGUUUCUUCCCACACUUCCGUAUCCAAACUGGCUCGAGUUGUUGGACAAACAUUCCCUAGUCCCCUAACAAUGUUGUAGUCAAAAUGUGUAGUGCAAACGUGUAUGAUAACAGAACUGAAAGUAUCUAGAAGUCAUUGCAUGUACAUAUUCUUGGCUUCAAGUCCAGAAUGCUGGACAAAGAUGACUAAAGCCUGCUCUUGCCUUGGUUGAAAGGUCAGAAAGAUCCAUCUCCUGUGAGCCAGUUCUUUCUGGGAUGCCUGCCACAAUUUUGAAUGUGAGUACAUAAUCCAUAUGUUUGAAGCUUGAGAAAAUCUAGGGAAAUUUAAAGAAAAUCCAGUUGUGGAAGUUAGGAAAUUGAACAAAUAUUUCAGCUCUUGAAACAGUGCUGGACACAAUAGUGAGUGCUGAACAAAUACCAUAAUAAAUAUUUAAUUUCUGGUUGA